AUUUAACAACAAGAGGUUAGUUUUGUUAUUUCUGUAUUGAAAUACCUAUUUAACAAUUUCAUUCUUCAAAAUUAAACCAGAAACCUGACAAAAUGUCUAAUAAGCAUUUAUUUCUCAAAUCUGGAUUUCCACGUGCGCCUCUUCAAAAUGGUUUGGGCCGUUAUAUUUGCCAAUUGCAGCGUGUUACGCUUAAGUUCUGCAAGAACCAUGGCGCCAGUCGCGGCAUGAGAGGAUUCAUCGAAAAUCACCUACUUGAUUUUGCCAAAGAAAAUCCCGGAGUAGUGGUUUAUGUAAAACCGCGCCGCCAUCGCGGACCUGUCAUAGUUGGUGAAUAUUUAAACGGGGAUCGUGAAUGGUUAUCUUGUCAAAAUGCCACUAAAGACGAUAUUUCGAAGUGGCUGCAGUUACUGAAAACACAAAAUGGAAGUUCAAGCUCACUUCGUUUACGUAAAAUGUGGCAUACCGAUAUACCUUCAAUACAGGGCCCUUGGACGCCUUUUACACUCCGUAAUCCAGAAGAUAAUAUGGAGACAUUCCCCAAUGAGGCUGCUUCACGUCCACUCGAUUUGGAACAAUCGGCUACAGAGAAACUUAUUGAGUUGUUCAAACAACAACGACUCGCUGAUGAUAGCAAAGUUGCGGAGCAAGUUUUGGAAGAAAAACGUGCUGAAUAAGUGUAAUUAAUAGUUUAGAGUACUCGUAAAAGCAAAAGAUUUCAAAAUACACAUAAUAAAUUAGAAAAAAAUAAAUAAA
Molecule: messenger RNA, 753 nt
Organism: Anastrepha ludens (Mexican fruit fly)
Lineage: Eukaryota; Metazoa; Arthropoda; Insecta; Diptera; Tephritidae
Gene: mRpL43
Product: 39S ribosomal protein L43, mitochondrial
Exons: 3
Coding region: 93-674 (193 amino acids)
Biological process (GO): mitochondrial translation
Cellular component (GO): mitochondrial large ribosomal subunit
Molecular function (GO): structural constituent of ribosome
Source: RefSeq, a predicted model, not a curated record